Messenger RNA from Scaptodrosophila lebanonensis, 6019 nucleotides. It is a transcript of the gene vkg, whose product is annotated as collagen alpha-1(IV) chain. NCBI's taxonomy places the organism in Eukaryota, Metazoa, Arthropoda, Insecta, Diptera, Drosophilidae. Gene Ontology annotation, cellular component: collagen trimer. Gene Ontology annotation, molecular function: extracellular matrix structural constituent. The record is from RefSeq and is a predicted model, not a curated record. The transcript has 10 exons. The coding region runs from base 202 to 5694 and encodes 1830 amino acids.
UCUCCACAUGUGGGGUGUGUGCUCGACGAUCGCAGCAGCAGCACCGCAAACCCAGUAGCACUCUUAAUCGUCUGCCUCUACGCAGAUCAGCGAUCAGCGAAUCGACCAUCGAUCGACGGAGCGUUUUGUUUUCGUGUGUUGAGUGUUGAGUGUGGCUUUAGUGACAUUUUAAAUUCGAGAGUUUUGGUCCGCUUGAAGACCAUGAAGUUGCCCAGAGGCCGCACGGGUCUCUCGGGUCCAGCAGUAUGGAGCGCGUUCUUGCUGAUCGCGUGCGUCCUCUCCAUGACGGAGGCAAAGGAGUGCAAUACAACGCUAUGUGAUUGCAAGGGCAUCAAAGGACGCAUGGGUGCCAUCGGCUCCAUUGGUGUUGUUGGACGUGAAGGCGAGCCAGGUCCGGUGGGAGAUCCCGGACCACAAGGAAAGUAUGGCGAGAAAGGCGAUGCCGGCGAGUAUGGUGAACAAGGCGAAAAAGGACAUCGUGGUGACGCCGGCUUACCGGGUUUUACGGGUCCUCCUGGCCAACGCGGCAUUCCCGGAGAGGAGGGAACGGAUGGACCCCGUGGAAUCGAUGGCUGUGAUGGUCGCCCUGGCGCACAAGGUACUCCUGGAACGCCUGGUGAAAAUGGCAAACGAGGCCAAAUGGGUAAGCCAGGCGCACCAGGUCCUGCUGGCGAUGCAGGUGAAGGUGGCAUCAACUCAAAGGGCACCAAAGGUAGUCGGGGUGAGCGCGGAAUUGAUGGUAUCGAUGGGCAAGCAGGGUUCCGAGGCGCACGCGGCCACAAAGGUGACAUCGGAAAUGCGGGUUUUCAAGGACCGAAAGGCGAACAAGGCCCCAAGGGAUUUAAAGGUGAAAUGGCCGUUGCUGAGAAUGUACCUUUCCAACUAGCUGGUGAACGAGGUGACAAAGGCGAACCAGCAGACAGCGAAACGACAGAAUUUACAUUCAGCGAUGCCAAAAAGGGUUACAAGGGUUCUACUGGACCAGUUGGUGACAAAGGCUUACCCGGUAUUUAUGGAGAGCCAGGACCUUUUGGAAAUGAUGGUCUUCCAGGACCAAGAGGUGACACUGGUGAGCCUGGAGAGCGCGGAAAGCCUGGCAAGCUUGGUGAGCCCGGUGCACCUGGUGAAAAGGGUGUUAAGGGUGCCCCAGGUUACAAUGGACUGAAUGGCGAGGAUGGUUUACCAGGAGCUCGUGGAGAAGAUGGAUUUAAUGGCAUGCCUGGUAUACAAGGCCCUGUCGGUCCUAAAGGAGCAUACGAUCCCAAUUUGGAUAUUUCACUGCCAGGUCCGCAAGGACCCCAGGGUGAUAUCGGCCCUAUUGGUAACCCUGGCUUAAGUGGCAUACCUGGCAAGCCAGGACGACGAGGAGUGCAGGGCCCACCUGGUCCUCCUGGAGAUAUUGGUCUGGAUGGAAAUCUUGGACGUCAGGGGCUAAGUAUUAAAGGAGAUGAAGGAGAUUAUGGAUUACGGGGCCCACCUGGUCCCCAAGGUGCCCCCGGAAUACCUGGACCGAUUGGCCGCCCUGGCCUUCGAGGUGAUCCUGGCAUUGAUUUGAUUGGACCUAAGGGCUUACCUGGGCAAAAUGGAGUACCCGGAACGAACGGCUAUCGUGGUGAUCGAGGUGAUGUCGGUCUACCAGGUGAUAAAGGUUUGCCUGGAGAAGGCUUCAAUAUAGUGGGCCCCCCUGGUUCUCAGGGUCCACCCGGCAAACGUGGAUUCCCCGGAGACGAUGGUCUUCCUGGGCAAAGAGGUUGGCCUGGCGAUAAAGGUAUACGAGGUGACGACUGUGGCUAUUGUAGCGCAGGGCCUAUAGGCCUAAAGGGUCUCAUAGGAGACGCUGGAUUCCCGGGCCAGCACGGUGCUCGAGGGCUUCGUGGUCUUACUGGACCACGAGGACCCAAGGGAGAAAGAGGUAGGCCUGGUCCUCGUGGUUACAAGGGUAUGCCAGGACAACCCGGUAUUCCUGGUGAUCCAGGUCGACUGGGUCUUCCUGGAACUCCUGGUAUUGUAAUACAAGAAGGUAGUAGAAAAGAACCCGAAAGAGGCGAUGACGGCGAUAACGGUCGUCGUGGUGAACAAGGAGCACCUGGAGAUCGUGGUGUAAAUGGCUUCGACGGAAUUGUUGGAGCUAAAGGUGAACCUGGAUUACGUGGAGACUACGGUGAUACAGGAAGACCUGGCCGCGAUGGUGCACCUGGCUAUGCAGGACGUAACGGAACACCUGGACGAGCAGCGUCAACUCCAAAAAUAUACCUAAUAGGAGAACCCGGAUACAAUGGACGAAAAGGUGAGCCAGGCGAUUUCGGAAACACAGGCUUGAAGGGUGACAAGGGUGAACCCCAUCCCGGAGAAGUUUAUGACAAUAGGGGUGAACCUGGGGAGCCUGGUGAACCUGGCCUACCAGGCUUUAGAGGACCGAAGGGUCAGCAGGGAGAACCUGGCUUAAACGGCGAGAUCGGAGAUAUUGGCCCUCAAGGAAUUGUCAUUCCAGGACCAGUGGGAGCAAAGGGCUAUCCUGGAGCAACCGGAGAUUUCGGACAGCAUGGUGUGGAUGGAUUGCCAGGCAAAGAUGGUGAGCGAGGGAUGCCCGGUCUGCCUGGAAACAAAGGACAACGUGGUGAACCUGGACAGUAUAUAUUAUUUGGAGAAACUGGCAUUGCGGGCAGACCUGGUAUCAAGGGAAUAAUUGGUGAUACAGGAUUUGCCGGUUUCCCAGGAUCUGCUGGCAGACCCGGACCAAAGGGAAUAAAGGGUGAAAAGGGCAAUGAUGGACCCUAUGGACAAACAGGUCUUCCGGGUAAUAAGGGGCAACGUGGUGACUACCUUGUCGGUCCCAUUGGUGUGGUAGGUGCACCGGGUCGUGACGGAAGAGCAGCACCGCAUGGUAUUAAGGGCCAAAAAGGUGAAGUUGGUUUUCCUGGGCAAGUUGGCCAGAAAGGAGCUAAGGGUAGCAUUGGUCUUACUGGCCGCCGAGGAGAGGUCGGUGACCCAGGACCUCCAGGUGUAAUCGGAAAUCAAGGAAUAUCUGGUUUAGGUGGCAUUCCUGGAGAUCAAGGUGACCGUGGCGACAUUGGAGCCGAUGGACGCAUGGGAGAUAUCGGUAAACGAGGAGCACCUGGAGAAGUAGGACUUAAAGGUAUUACUGGCGAUGCUGGUCCAUUCGGCUAUCCUGGUGCACCAGGAGUGCCCGGACGCAAGGGAGUACCAGGUGAUGAAGGUUAUCCAGGUCGUCGUGGUCCCAAAGGUGUUUCUGCUUACAGCGGAAUUAAAGGAGAGGCUGGCGAUAUAGGUCACAAUGGGCCACCUGGCUAUAACGGUGCUCCUGGUGCUAAGGGUGAACGUGGUUUGCCUGGAGAUUCACCUAUUGCGGUUGACGGUCUUCAAGGCUACAAGGGCGAAACUGGCAUUCCUGGACGCCCUGGUUUGCCUGGUCUCCAUGGACUUAAGGGCCAACCGGGAGACUAUGGAUUGGACGGUUAUCCUGGCGAGGUUGGUGACCAAGGUGAUGCUGGCUUGCAUGGUUACCCUGGACGCAGUGGGGCACCUGGAAGAAAAGGAGAAUCUGGACCUGUUGGAGCACCAGGAUUUAUCGGUCAAAAAGGAGAUGCUGGUGACGUCGGUUUUAUUGGUGCAGUAGGACCGAUGGGGGAUCAAGGAGAUCAGGGUCCAACCGGCGCUAUUGGUCUCAAGGGAGAACAGGGAGAUGAAGGUGAACCUGGUCUGCCUGGUAUUCUGCUUCGAGGUGAUCGAAUUGUUCACGGUCUAAGAGGUGACCGAGGUCCUCAGGGUAACCAGGGUCCUCCGGGUCAGAAGGGUUAUAAGGGCGCAGCCGGAUAUCCUGGUCGCAAAGGAGACCGUGGUGAUAUUGGCUACGCCGGAUUAGCGGGCAUUGAUGGUCUACCAGGAGCUGCUGGACUGCCCGGUGACAAAGGCCGCAGAGGUCCAGAUGGUUCGUCUAAUCAAUACGCAGAGCGUGGUGAUGAGGGCGAUAUUGGCUAUGAUGGCUUGCCUGGACGUCCAGGUCGUGUUGGCCAAAAGGGUGCACCUGGUGAACAGGGCGAGUACGGCUUAAAUGGACAGAUAGGAAGGACUGGUCCAGUACUUGUAGGACCACCCGGUCCUCCUGGUGAUGCCGGUUAUCCAGGCCCACCUGGUAGAAAUGGCCUACAUGGACAACCUGGACUCAAAGGCACACGUGGUGACACUGGAUACCAAGGACAACAAGGUGAAGCUGGUUAUGCCAUCCAUGGUAUGCAAGGUGAUGUCGGUGAUGUGGGAUAUCAAGGCGCUCCUGGCUAUGACGGACGUAAAGGAGAGCAGGGCAUUAGCGGACGACCAGGACGAAUGGGUCUUAUUGGACUCCGCGGACCACGUGGACCAACUGGUGAUGCCGGAUGGAGUGGUAUAGAUGGCUUGGAUGGUUUGGAAGGCGAGAAGGGUGAAGCCGGUGUGACUUUCUCAUUCACAUAUGCACGCCAGGGCGAUCGUGGUGAACCUGGUUUGGAUGGAUUUAAGGGUGAGAUAGGCGAUAUAGGAGAGCCUGGCUUAAGCGGAGCUGUCGGCUUCCGCGGCGCGCAAGGUUAUCAGGGCGACGUUGGAGAAGUCGGAUAUCAGGGACAAGAUGGUGCUCAAGGACAACGUGGUGAUGUGGGUGAUAUUGGCUUGACUGGUCGUCCUGGAUUGCGUGGACUUCCAGGCCCGCAAGGUGACCCAGCGCCCCCAGCUCCACCACCAAAGAGUCGUGGCUUCAUUUUCGCGCGCCACUCCCAGUCGGUUCGUAUACCACAGUGCCCAGCUAAUACAAACAUGUUGUGGGAAGGAUAUUCACUGUCCGGCAAUGUUGCUAGCAGUCGCGCCUUUGGUCAGGACCUGGGUCAAUCCGGCUCGUGCCUAAUGCGCUUUACCACAAUGCCUUAUAUGUUCUGCGAUGUUAACAAUGUGUGUAACUAUGCGCAAAAUAAUGACGAUAGCUUGUGGCUAUCGACAGCUGAGCCCAUGCCCAUGACUAUGACUCCCAUCGAUUCUAGAGACCUCAUCAAAUACAUCUCACGUUGCGUUGUCUGUGAAACUUCAACUAGAAUUAUUGCACUGCAUUCUCAGUCCAUGUCAAUACCCGAUUGUCCUGGUGGCUGGGAGGAAAUGUGGACUGGAUACAGCUACUACAUGACCACAACGGAUAAUACAGGUGGCAUAGGACAAAACCUUGUCUCUCCUGGAUCGUGCUUGGAGGAGUUCCGCGCUAACCCUGUCAUUGAGUGCCACGGCCAUGGUCGUUGUAACUAUUAUGAUGCCUUAGCCUCGUUCUGGUUAGCUGUGAUCGAACAGCAAGACCAGUUUUUGCAGCCACGUCAGCAGACCCUUAAGGCUGAUCAGACCAGCAAGAUAAGCAGGUGUACUGUGUGCCGUCGACGUGGAGACUCCUUCAUUACCCGCACUCAAGGACAGGCUCGUAGCUGGCAGGUCCGUCAGCAAUCGGCACCAUCUUCUUCUUGGCCUGGCGGUUAUGCUGCCACCCAAUUCCGUAGCGAAGCGGAGCGCGUGGUGCCGGCUCCCCCACAAGUGGUACGUCGACCACCUCCGGCUAAUUACUAUAACCGGUACAAUUACCGAGGUUCCAAUCCCUUGAACUAUCAGCAGAACGGCGUGCAACGCCAAUACCGCCGACGUCCUCGCGAGGACACAUACGCACCCUAAAAUUCAGUUUGGUUCAGUUCAGCUUACGUACUAAGUAGAAAGUAAAUAAGUUUUAAGUCUAUCAUCUCGCCACCGCUCUAUUUUCAAAACAAUAUUUCUGCCCAGUGUCAUUUGUUCGUAUAAAAAGAAACCUAAUUAUGUGCAAAACAAAAUAUACUUAUAAUAAUGUUCUAAACAACAGCAAACAAAUGCAAAAAACCAAAAAAACAAUCCCACUGCCUCGAUUUGCAAUAAAAAUCUUGUCUUUGUAGGACUUUAUAACGAAACUAUCGAAAACCAAUUCAGUUUUUGGUUGAUUAAUAAAAUGUACACAAAUUAAAAAUAA